Molecule: messenger RNA, 1140 nt
Organism: Plutella xylostella (diamondback moth)
Lineage: Eukaryota; Metazoa; Arthropoda; Insecta; Lepidoptera; Plutellidae
Biological process (GO): endoplasmic reticulum unfolded protein response; retrograde protein transport, ER to cytosol
Cellular component (GO): Derlin-1 retrotranslocation complex; endoplasmic reticulum membrane; Derlin-1-VIMP complex
Source: RefSeq, a predicted model, not a curated record
CUCGGCAGCAAAUCUCAGAAUAGGCAUUAAAAAAACCUGUGGUUUUUGUGACAGGAAGGAAAUGUCAGAUAUGAUAGGCUGACACUGACAGGUACAAACCAAAUAAAAACACGUCAACCAACGCUACUUCGAGAAUUUUUGGGCCCUGUUGAUCACAAAGUAAAGUUCUCUUGAAAAAUGGAUCCCCUCAUUGAAGAAGAAGAGCAGACCGGGUUCUUUAAUCCGGUUACGUUUGUGUUCCAAUUCCUGGCCUCAUAUGGCUGGUACCUGGUCGGUGCCUCCGCGCUCGGCCUCUAUGCUGCCAGUAAGCUGAAGCCCAAGAUUGAUGCGUGGAAGCAGGCGAGGGAGGAUGCUGAGUACCAUAAGGACCCGGACAAGGCGAUGGCGCGCAUGGAGGCGAUCCAGCGAGCUCGGGAGAAGCAACAACAACUGUUACUAGCAGCGUCACAGAGAGCCGCCGAGGAACAGAAAGAGAAAGAGGAGCGCAAACGUCGAGAGGCGGCCGAGCGGCUGGAGAAGUACGGCUCCACGUCCGGACAGCGGCUCGGCUCCAAUGAUGACGGCUACCUCCCAUUGAGUGGGGGCGCGUCGACCUCAAGCUACAAGGCUCCCAAGCGGUCCGCCUGCGCCAAGGGAGGCUGCGGACGAUAAUUGAACAUAAUAUAGCCUUAAUUUACUACAUACAGGGUGUUGCAAAACGGCAUGGUAUAUUUAAGCCCGAAAAUGAAAUGAAAAAUUUAAAAUUCGAGUUUUUUUUUUUCAUAGAAUGUUGGUACGCGAAUUUUGUAAUUCUGAUUUUAUUUUCGGGCUCAAUAUAACAUGCUGCACAUGUAGGUUUCGGCUUGGUAUACCCUUUUUGCAACAACAUGUAUAACACCGCAAUUCAUCGUAUUGAGUCAUAGCUUUAUUAAUUUGUUAUAGAGGUAUUUCCACAAUUUAGAGUACCAGUAUUCGCUUGCAUAAAUGCUUAAAUGCGUUUAUAACCAUAAAAUAAUACGAAUAACAUUGUUUUAAUAAAAUCAAUGGCUUUAGUAAUCUGUGAUGGAUCUGGUUUCUCCGUAAUAUUAAUUUGGUGAAAGAAAAUGUUUAGGUAAUUUUAUUUUACUUAGUUAAUAAACUAAUAUGACUUAUUAUACUCUA